Messenger RNA from Melampsora larici-populina 98AG31, 3498 nucleotides. RefSeq lists its product as uncharacterized. The coding region runs from base 1 to 3498 and encodes 1165 amino acids. Lineage: Eukaryota; Fungi; Basidiomycota; Pucciniomycetes; Pucciniales; Melampsoraceae. The transcript has 16 exons. The record is from RefSeq and is a predicted model, not a curated record.
AUGCUACGGGUCAAAUCACUGGGUGGUCAAGGUUCGGAUGAAAUGGAAGGUGUUGGAUUUGAUUCAAAAGAAAUGAUUUCAGAGAAUCUGGAUAGGUUGAGUAACAUUUGGUUAUGGACCUCAAAGCACGGCACAAAUGGUCCUUCCGCUUCCUACUUCAAGAAUCAACACCGCAAGUCAGCGACCUUCAGCGACCUACCAAAUGUAAAAGAGCUCCACCGUAAGCUUGCUUCAAAUCGAUUUGCGAAUUACCUUGCUUCACACACUUCUUUACCUCUUCGAACUCAAUCUAAUGGAUCCGAACAAUUCACCAUCGGGUUGUUAGCGGAAUCAGGUCCAGAUUUCCUUAUCACCGUUUUGGCUUGUUUCAGACUGGGUCUUACCAUCUUAUUAUUAGCUCCCCAGUUACCGACCGAGCAUGUCAAUCACCUGCUCAAAGAAACGCAUUCAAGUCAUCUGCUUGUUUUUGAAUCUAAUUCCAUCAAACUCGACGAGUUGCGCAAAACACUUACAGGUGUGGAAAUCGUCAACCUUUCUUAUGGAGUGACUUCAAUAAACCCAAACGACCUGACCGAGGAAAUACCCGAACCUAAGCGUUGGAUCUCUUACGAAGAAGAAGGAUCUAGGAACGCCGUGAUCUUUCACUCUUCUGGUACAACUGGAUUACCCAAACCGAUCAAUACUUUACAUGAAUAUUUGACAUCCAAUUUACCAACAACAUUAAAUGAAGGGACUUCUUCAUUUUGUACUACACCAUUAUAUCAUGGUGGAUUUUCGGAUUUAUUUAGAUCUUUAAAUUCUCUUGAUCCUAUAUGUUUCUUUGCUUUAGAUUCAUUACCUAUCACUUUUGAUAACAUUUAUAAAUCUAUUCAAGUUUGUGCUAAAUCAAUUGGACAAACUCAGAAAAAUGUCUCAAAUGUCCACCAAAUCAAUACUUUUUUAACAGUACCAUAUAUAUUACGUCUUAUUAAAUCAAAUCCUGAUGGCAUCGCAUUACUUCAAACGAUGAAAUAUGUUUGUUUUGGUGGGGCUUCCUUAGAAGAUACAAUUGGUGAUGAACUUGUGAGGGAAGGUAUCAAUUUGGCGUCCAGAUAUGGAAGCAGUGAAUCAGGAUUUCUUUUGAGCUCUUAUAGAGAUUUCGAAAGUGACAAAGAUUGGAACUGGUUACGAGAGCCAUUGACACCAAUUGGAGACAAGACAAGAACGUUUCAAAAGAUCGACGAUUCGACCUAUGAAUUGAUCAUCAAAAAAGGAUGGCCACAAAUGGCUGUUCAUAACAUUCCCAAUGGCGAUUUUGCUACUGGUGAUUUAUUUGAACCACACUCAAGCAAACCCAGGACGUGGAGGUAUCUUGGAAGAGGAGAUGAUAUUAUUGUCUUAUCCAACGGGGAAAAGUUGAAUCCCAAUUUAGCAGAAGAGAUCUUGCAAGAAGAAUCUGAUUUGGUUUCCUCAUCUUUGAUAUUUGGUUCUCGUCGUACUCAUUGUGGUUUAGUAGUAUUAUUAGUUUCAGAUUUUGGAAAAUUAGACAAUUGGAAAGGAAGAUGGAAUAAAUUAUUAGAGAAGGUUAAUCGUCAACUACCUAGUUUUGCUCAAAUUUGGCCUGAGAUGGUCAUUUUUCUUGAAGCUGGAAUUGAUCCUUGGCCUACAAGUAGUAAAGGAUUGAAACAAAGGAAACAGAUAAAUGAUUUAUACCUCGAUAAAAUUGAUGGUUUAUAUUCCUCUACUCAUAUGUCUUCGAAGGAUCUAGACAUGAAACUAGAUUACCAAACACUCGAUGAAGAAGAACUGAAGAAAUUAAUCAAAGAAACAGUCACAGAGGCUUUGUUCGAUCUGACAGCUGAAGAUCAGAGUUUGAACAGCCGUCAAGCUUCUAUGGCUUUGAAAGAUGACGAUCAAGAUCUAUUCGAAUUUGGUUUGAACUCAUUGAAAUCAAUUCGAAUCAAGAUGUCCCUGCAAAGAAUCUUCAACCUUGAUGCUCAGUCACUUCCGAUGAACUUUGUCUACGAAUAUCCAACUGUGUCAAAAUUGAAGAAUUACUUCAUCAACUUGAAAGGAAAUGCCAACUUGGAACAGUCUAGAGUGAUUAAUGAUAAGGGCCAUGACCACGAUCUGAUGAGAUCUCUAGUGCAGAAAUAUAGCAGUUUUGAAAUACUUCCACCUCUCCCUCGCCUUCCCGUUCAGGAUGGAGAUAACGGUAGAGGUAGUGGUGUCACUGUUCUUUUGACCGGCGCUACUGGAAGCCUCGGUGCUCAUAUACUUAAAAAACUAUUAGAAAGGCCAGAGAAUGAGAUACGCGAAGUUAUUUGUCUCGUAAGAACAACGGAUGGAAGGAACGCUAGGGAUAGAGUCUUCGAAUCCUUUGAAAGUCGUAGGAUCUCGACACAACACCUUUCGGAAAACGAGAAGAGAUUACGUUUCUUACGGUUCGAUUUAAGUAAAAACGGACUGGGAAUAAGCGAUGAAGAUAUUAAAUUUACUACGGACGCAAAUCAGUUUGUGAUCAUUCAUGCGGCUUGGAUGGUCGAUUUUUUGAAACCAUUACCAAGCUUUGAGAGGGAAAACUUAAAAGGUUUACAAAGCUUGCUAAACCUGCUUGGAAGAUUGGCGAAGUCCACUGAUGCGGUCCAUCAACAAGCAGAAGCUGUUCUGCCAUCAAAGUUUAUAUUAUGCUCCUCGUUAUCAUCUGUUUCAAACACAAAAUCAUGUAAUGAGGAUCCCGAUGGACUGGCAAGAGAAAUUAUCACCCAUGAUCCCAAUCGGGCGGUAGAAAUUGGUUAUGCUCAGUCUAAAUGGGUAGCAGAAGAAAUCUGUGACGAGUUUGGAAAGGUUGAGGUCACCGUCUUGAGAAUUGGACAAUUGUGUGGAGAUCUUGAGACUGGGGUUUGGAAUAAAACAGAGUAUUGGCCACUCUUGAUUUCUAGUUGCAGAUUCACGGGUUGCCUUCCACUGCUUGAUAGACAUCCAUCCUGGCUACCAGUCGAUGUAUGCGCGCAGGCGAUCGUAGAAGACGUAGUGAUAUGUGCUCGAAUUUCCGGACCUCACGAUAACUUUCUUGAUGAAGUGGAGGAUCAAAUUAGUUCAAAGAGAAAUGAAGAUAAGGGAGCAACAGUAUACCAUCUUUUCAAUCCUAAUACAACUGUUCCAUGGAACGAUAUUGUAAAAAUGGUUCAAAAACAAGUCAAACAACGUGAUGAGUCAAUUAACGUAGAAGUUGUUGAUAGUUUGAAAUGGUUAGAGAAGCUUGAUGAAAGCGAAUCUGAUCUAAAUCUGAACCCAAGUAAGAAAUUAUUAGGGAUGUGGAAGGACCAGUUUUCGAGUCAACGCAUACAUGAAAAAAGCAAGAUGGAUAUGAAACCAGAAGGAACAAGUUUUCAUGAAAAUCAAAACAUAGAUUCAACUUUGGCUAAUAUUGAUUUACAAUUGGAAAAAAGAUGUGGACCUAUUUCUGAAGAGUGGAUUGAUAUGUUCAUUAGUGCCAUGGAAUUGUUUCCAUCAUGA